Hydra vulgaris (swiftwater hydra) is the source of this 4401-nucleotide messenger RNA. The record is from RefSeq and is a predicted model, not a curated record. NCBI's taxonomy places the organism in Eukaryota, Metazoa, Cnidaria, Hydrozoa, Anthoathecata, Hydridae.
UUAUUAUUAAUUCAAAAUUGCUUUUUUAAAAACUAUCGAAUAUUUUUUAGAUGACAAAUAUCUUUAGAUUUAUAGUAAGAGAAAACUGGUUUGAUAACACAUUUAAGAGUAUAAAGAUUUUUUUUUAGAAAGUUCAACAUGGACUACUUUUUCUGUUUUUUAACAUUCACAUUAUUUGUUACAUCAAAAGGUCAGAAUAAAAUUUCUGUUUCAUUACUUUUGGAUUCAUCUAUUCGUUUUAAUGAACACUGGUUCAAUGAAAACCUUGAUGGAAAUCACUUUCAAUAUUUAAAAAACUUUGCAAAGAAUUUUGCAGAUACAUUUGGUAUUUCAGCAACUCGUCGGGUAGAUGUUGUGCAGUUUCAAGAUAGCUCCACCUCUGGAAAAAUUAGCUGCAAUUCUUUAUCUACAUUGGGACAAUUCAAGUCAAAUGUAGAUGCAUUGACAAACAAUUAUGACGCAAUAGCUAAUAUUGAUAUAGUUAGUGGAGUUUAUGAAGGUAAGAAGAAUCUUCUAUCUAACUUGUGUGGUGGUAACGAAAGUUUUUCCACAGCAAUAGUAGUCUUGACAUCAGGGCCUCAACCUGGCUCUUCUGUAAGUGAUACCUUACGAUCAUUUUACUUGCUAUCAGACACUCCAAAAACAUAUGUAGUUUAUCUAAAUGAUGCAGCUUCUCAAGGUACUGAUCAAUACAACAUUUUAACAAAAGGUAUUAUUCAAAGACAGUUUCCUGUUCUGCAAUUUUCAGACUUUCAAUCUGCAUCAUUAGCAUUAUCUGUAGUUAAUCAAGUAAUUAAUGGCAGUUACGAGCAAUUUGAUGUUACUGCAUGGUCAACAUUUGGUCUGUGCUCAAUUCAAUGUACAAAAACAAGAUAUAGAAAUUGUACUGGUCAAUGUGCAGGAGUGGAAACUAUCCAAACAUUAAAUUGUACCACUGACUUUUGUCUUCCCUCAUUUGGUUUGUGGUCAUCAUUUAGUAAUUGUUCAGCUUUAUGUCAACAAACAAGAAGCAGAAGUUGUAGUGGAAACUGUCAAAAUGCAAUAACAACACAAACACAAUCUUGUUUAGGUGACUUGUGUCCUAAUGUAACAUUGGGUGCCUGGUCAGAUUACGGAAUCUGUUCAUCAUCCUGCUUGCAUACAAGAGUCAGAAAUUGCACAGGAAACUGUCAAAAUGUAACUACAACUGAUUCAGAACCCUGUUUAGGGGACUUGUGUCAAACAGCAAUUUUGGGUGUUUGGUCAUCAUUUGGUAGCUGUUCAGUUUCAUGUCAGCAAACAAGAAGCAGAACUUGUGUUGGAAACUGUCAGAGUAAUACAAUAUCAGAAUCACAGUCAUGUAUAGGUGACUUGUGUCCAACUGUUAUUUUGGGAGAAUGGUCAUCAUUUGGAAAUUGUUCUUCUAUAUGCCUACAAACAAGAAGUAGAAACUGCACUGGGAGUUGUCAAAAUGUAGAUACUAUACAAAAACAAUUAUGUACAGGAGGCUUUUGUUUAAACGGUCAAUAUAAAAUUGCUGUUUCUUUACUUUUGGAUUCAUCUUUGCAAUUCAAUCAAUUGUACUACAAUGAUAACUUUGGUGGAGAUCGUUUUCAAUACUUAAAAAAUUUUGUUAAGUCUUUUGCAGACACCAUUGGGAUUUCAGCUAAUCAUCUAGUAAAUGUUAUUCAAUUUCAAGAUAUAUCUACUUCUGAAGUAAUCAGUUGUGAUGCUUUAUCUACAUUACAAAGUUUUAAGGCAAAGGUUGACAGUCUUACAAAUUCUUACAGCUCUAAUGCUAAGGUAGAUAUAGUUUCUGGAAUAAAUGAAGGUAAAAAAAGGUUGGCUUCUAAUUUAUGUGGAAGCAAUAAUAAUUUUACUACUGCUAUGGUUGUACUAACAUCAGGUCCUCAACUUGGUGCAUCUGUUGAUGACUCAUUAUCAUCGUUUUACUCUCUAGCAAAUGCUCCAAAUACAUAUGUUGUUUAUCUCAAUCAAUUUGGUUCUCAAACUACAAAUCAGUACAAUAUUUUAACAAAAGGUCUUGUUCAAAGACAGUUUCCUGUUACACAAUUUAUUGGAUUUCAAUCUCCAUCAUUAGCAAGUUCAGUGGUUAAUCAAAUUCUUGCAGAUACUCCUGUCUUAGGAACAUGGUCAGCAUAUGGCGAUUGUUCUGUAUUAUGUAAGCAAACAAGAGUUCGAACAUGUUCUGGUAAUUGUCAAAAUGCUAUAACUUCUCAAUCACAAAACUGUCUAGGAGGUUUUUGCCCUGUUGCAUUAUAUGGUGUAUGGUCUGCAUUUAGUGAAUGCUCAACUGCAUGCCAGAAAACAAGAACAAGAAACUGUACCGGUAAUUGUGUGAAUGCUGUGAUUUUAGAUAUACAAAACUGUACUGAUGGUCAAUGUCCUUCAGGUAUUUAUAGUGUUUGGAGUGAUUGGAGCAGCUGUUCGGCAACAUGUUCGCCUACUUCUCAAGAUGUUCCAUUUCAAACUCGCAAUAGGAUUUGCCAAGGUGAAACUCUAGGUCGAAGUUGUUUUGGCUCAAGUUAUGAAUCUAGGAUGUGUAAUUAUGACAUACCUUGUCCAGUUUAUACACUUGGUAAUUGGGGAACUUGGAGCUCUUGCUCUCAAUCAUGUCGAGCAACUCAAACUAAUCCAAUGCGUGUUCGAGCUCGUAAUUGUACAAGUAACUCAUCUACAUUAAAUCAAUGCACUUCUGAUAUUAUGAUUAAAUAUGAACCUUGUAAUACUGAUGCAUGUUUAACAGUUAAAUCCUGUUCCAGCAUAAAUUUUACGUUUGUCUUUGUGUUGGAUUCUUCAUCUAGUAUCAAUCCUCAAGAAUGGGUUAAUGAAAAGCAAUUUGUUUUAAAUUUUGUUAAUAGUUCAGAUUUUGGUUUAAACCCAAAUAUUGAUAUUGCUUUGGUCAACUAUGGAAGCUCUCCUAAAUUAGAACUUUCAUGUGGUGCCAUCACCAACAAAAAUGAUUUUUUUGCUUUUAUUAAUCCUUUGCAACAAAGAAAUGGUGGAACAGCUACAAAUGAUGCUCUCUUAGUAGCAGAAGCAGCAUCAAAAAAUUGUACAAAACUAAAUGUGUCUCCAAUAUUUAUAUUACUCACAGAUGGUGCCGAGAACAUUGAAAAUAAUUUUACUAAACGAGUAGAAACUGAGAAUCGCAUUAAAAGUAAAGGAUUGUUAUAUGUUGGUGCUGUAGGAAACGAAGUUAAUAAAACUGACAUAAAUAGAAUGACACGUUACACUAUAAAUGGCCAAGAUAUAUAUUACAACCAGUUUUCUGACAGCUUUUCUAAUCUUCUAGCAAAUUACUCUUCAUCUUUUUAUUCAUAUAUUUAUGGAAUAUUGGGAUGUGAAACAAAAGGACAAUGGACAACUUGGAGUGAUUGGAGUGCUUGUUCUGUAGUUUGUGGAGUAACUGGGUAUGUCCAACGUAUUCGAUCUUGUGUAAGUCCAAUGACAGGUAAAAUCCAGGAAGAUUGUGAAGCUGAUGGAAAUCUUACAAAAAUAGAGUUGAAAAUUUGUUCAGGACCAUGUGGAACAUGGACAAACUGGGGACCAUUCACUGACUGCUCUGAAACUUGUCAGUCAAAUAAUGCAAGUCUUCCAACUCAAUCUCGUCAAAGGUUUUGCUUAAAUAACACACUUGAAUUAUGCUUAUCUGACAAUGGUUUAGGAAAACUUCAAACUAUACCAUGCAAUGUUGGUGUAAUUUGCCCAAUUAGAGGCACUUGGAGCUCAUGGGGAGCAUGGUCUGCUUGUAGUGCUUCAUGUGAUUCAGGAGUGUCUCAAAGAGAACGUAAUUGUUCUCUUCCUUUCCCAUCAAAUGCUGGCAGUGACUGUAUAGGUGAUAGUGUUCAGAAAAUAGUGUGCAAACUUUUAAACUGCCCAAAGGUUUGUAUGAUUCCUAAACGAUGCAGUUGCUUAAAUGCUACAAAGUGGAAUUAUGUUCCAACAUUUAAUCAAUUUCAAAAUCAGGGCAUAACAUUAGAGACAAUAGACAAAAUGGUUGGGUAUUUGAAUUCUUAUGCUGAAGAUAAUGUUAAUGCAACUUGUAAAGCAUGCAACAAGAUGGUUCUUUCUUCUAUGAAAUUACAGCUGACAAAUCAAACUAUUCAAAUUAAUGAAACAAUUAAAAAACUGGAUGCAAUAAAAAGCAACUUACGUGAUGUGAUCAAUUGUAAUGACAUUCCUCAAAAUUUUAUUGCCUUGUGGGAGCUCUACGAUUUAAUGUUUGAACGUAGUGUUAUGUUAGAGGCUGUUUUAAUUGAAAUGAAUGCUAUCUCCAUUCGUGUUGAAUCUGCUAUUAUUUCAUGUGAAUCAUAUGGUUGGUUUCAUCAGAUCCUCAGUAGCAUUUUGCGCGUGUGAAUACUGUGUAUUUAUUGUUAUUAACUAAUCGGUUUUUAUUGA